AUGUCAACAAAAACAACUCUAGCUGGAAUGAACAACAAAGAUAAUUUCACAAAUAUCAGGCCAGAACAAGAAUCUCAUGCAGCUAAUUCUGCUAACAAAGAAGAAAACCCAUACUUGCAUGAUGAUAUACCUAUUACUGACAGUGCAGGCUUACAAGAAAAUGAUUUAACACAAGAAGAACAAAAUGGACCUUUUUAUUUUCGAUAG
Molecule: messenger RNA, 207 nt
Organism: Cetraspora pellucida
Lineage: Eukaryota; Fungi; Glomeromycota; Glomeromycetes; Diversisporales; Gigasporaceae
Source: the annotation of a GenBank genome assembly